This is a messenger RNA of Neogale vison (American mink), 1572 nucleotides long. It is a transcript of the gene FAXDC2, whose product is annotated as fatty acid hydroxylase domain containing 2. NCBI's taxonomy places the organism in Eukaryota, Metazoa, Chordata, Mammalia, Carnivora, Mustelidae. Gene Ontology annotation, molecular function: iron ion binding; C-4 methylsterol oxidase activity. The record is from RefSeq and is a predicted model, not a curated record. Gene Ontology annotation, biological process: sterol biosynthetic process. Bases 194 to 1195 code for a protein of 333 amino acids. The transcript is spliced from 9 exons.
UGCCUGGCCCGAGCCAGUCGGCUGCUCCGUAACUCGAUCACUGUGACCGGCCUCCCCGAGCCACCGAGGAGCCGCGAGAGUGGGCUGCCGCGCAGUGACAGCAGCCGCCUAGGUAGGGGCGGAGGAGAAGGGGAGGCGAGCGUGGGCUGUGGACCGGGACCUCGGAGGAGCUGGGACUCGGGCCCCUGCAGAGAUGAAGGGAGAAGCUGGAAGAAUGCAACACAGUGACAAGCCAAAGCAGGAGGGACACAUCUGGGGCUCCAUGAGGAGGACAGCUUUCAUCUUGGGCUCUGGCCUUCUCUUGCUCGUGGCCUUCUGGAACUCAGUCACAUGGCAUCUUCAGAGAUUCUGGGGCGCUUCUGGCUAUUUUUGGCAAGCCCAGUGGGAGAGGCUGCUGUCGACAUUCGAAGGGAAGGAGUGGGCCCUCUACAUUAUAGGCGCCACCCAAGUGCCAGUUCUGCUCUUCUGGGCCUUCAAUGGGCUUCUGCUGGUGGUUGACACAACCGGAAAACCUAACUUCAUCUCCCGCUACCGAAUUCAGGUUGGCAAGAAUGAACCAGUGGACGCCGAGAAACUACGCCAGUCUGUCCGCACAGUUCUCUUCAACCAGUGCGUGAUCUCUCUGCCCAUGCUGGUCUUCCUCUAUCCCAUCCUCAAGCUGUGGGGAGACCCCUGCCGCCGAGAGCUACCCACCUUCCACUGGUUCCUCCUGGAGCUGGCUAUCUUCACUCUGAUUGAGGAAGUCCUGUUCUACUACUCGCACCGGCUCCUUCACCACCCAGCAUUCUACAAGAAAAUCCACAAGAAACACCAUGAGUGGACAGCUCCCAUUGGCGUGAUCUCGCUCUACGCCCACCCUAUCGAGCAUGUGGUCUCCAACAUGCUGCCGGUGAUGGUGGGUCCCUUAAUAAUGGGCUCCCACUUGUCCUCCAUCACCACGUGGUUCUCCUUGGCCCUCAUCACCACCACCAUUUCCCACUGUGGCUACCACCUACCUUUCCUGCCUUCACCUGAAUUCCAUGACUACCAUCAUCUCAAGUUCAACCAGUGCUAUGGGGUGCUGGGGGUGCUGGACCACCUCCAUGGGACCGACACAGUGUUCAAGCAGACUAAGGCCUACGAGAGACACAUCCUCCUGCUGGGCUUUACCCCACUGUCUGAGAGCAUCCCGGAUGCCCUGAAAAAGAUGGAGUGAGAGAGGGCCCCAGGGCCAUCCUGGCUUUCCCCCUCAGUAGACUGCUUCGAUGGCCUGAGGCAUUCUGACUGCACCAAACUUGCUCCUCCAGCCAUUCACUAAUGACAGCACCACUGGGGCAGGGGGUUAAAUCAGCUUCCCAGAAAAGCAGGCCAAGGAUGGGGUCAGGGCUCCCCCAGCUGCCCCUGUUGUCCCUCAGAAGGAACAAGAAGUUGGCUUAAGGAAGGGGGUAAAACAGCUCCCCAGAAUGGAGGCCAGUGAGAAGAAACCACUUUUAAGAGCGGUCCUGGUGAGUCCCCCUGGUCGUUUGCUGUGGAAGGGAAAAGAUGACCCCAGAUGACCUUUUUAUGACCUAGACAAGAUAAAGAGAAUGUAAA